GGUAGAUACGAAGCGACUAAUCACUCAGAUGAAAAAUGAGACUGCGUCAACAGACGCUGUUCUUCGCGCUGUCCUUUCUCUUUCUCAGCGAUUGGAAGAUGAUGCCUCCGCUUUUGAUUUCGGCACGGUCUUGGAGAGCUCUUUGUUUCUCUUAGGGCAGGAUCGCAGCGACAUAGUGAUAGCAGCGGCCGCCGGCUUGGUGUUUCGAGUCUUGUUUUCAUCCAAUCGAGAUGGUGAAAGCCCGAGUAAGGAUGCUACUGACUUGAAAAUCGACCGGCGCCUGAUCAACCGAAGCGUGAACAAGAUGCUGAGUGCUUGCGAACGCAGUCUCCAGAGGGACGCAGAAUCAGCUGACAACUCGAAUACGUCUAUGGAGCCUUGUGCAAAGCGACGCAAGGUGGGAGCAAAUGUUGAGGGAAACCCGGACCACAGCGCUCAUGUGCAGCCAGAUUUGUGUCUUCGGAGACCAGAUUUUUUGGCGCCAGUCUUGCAGCGACAAGUCGCACAAGCUGGUCUUUUGCUGUUCUCGUCGGACAAAAUGCGGCUCUUUGCAGCAUCAGCACAGCAGCAGCAAAACGCGGGAGUCGCUGGCGUGGACUCGUUGCAGUCGCUGUUGCUCCGUCUAGCCGUCUCUCCUCAGGGCGAAGAGAACGCGCGCGAAACGGCAAUUGCGGCACUGCUGCGUUCUCCCCCGGGAACACGCCAAGGCUUGCUGCCGGCGUUGCUUGAAAUCGCAACAGCGCGAACGCUAACCGUGCGUGCGCUUAUGGAGUCCUUUCCUUCCGGGUCCAACGCCACGGAAUUGUUUUCGGCAACUACUUCUGUUUCGUCGAACGAGAAAGUCUUGCUCGGUCGGUUAGCCGAUGCGGAGGCCUCCCUUGUAGCCUGUGUCCAUUUGCUCAACUCUGUACUAGCAGGUGCUAGAACCCAAGACGUGACGCUUGACGACUUUUUCGUGCUCGUCGAGCUUCUCUCACCUGCAAUCAUUGACGGCACGCUAACAAAUAUCCGACAAGCAGCCCUUCAGAAUAUCAUCCCGACCGGUUCCAGGAACGGGUGUCUCCGCUCUGCAAUUUGUGUCUUUGUGGCGACGCUCGUUCGCAAAGCGGGAAAGCGGGGCCAGGGCUUUGUAGCGACCAAUGUUUUAACACCGUUGUUAGAUCUCACGGAGUCGUGUGCGGAAGUUGCAAAUUUGCUAGAGGUUCUUUUAGAAGAACACGCUAGCUUAUUCCUAGAGAAGCGGAUUGUUCGACGAUGCGCUGUGCACCUGCAUAACCUAGGCGACAGACUGCGAGACAGUACUCUUACACUCAGUCAUGAUUGAUUGCGAUUAGUUAUUUGUUUAUGUGAAAAUUUGUUUCGUUUGUUUUUGGUAGACUUGACCAAAAGAUUUUCUCAUUCAAUCUUUGCAACAAAGAUUUUUCCCAAAGCACGAACCCUAUUUGCUUCCAGGUUUCAACACCCGCAAGUCCAUGGUAACCGCAGAUGAUGCGGACGAGCAACCGAGUCUUUUUCAUAAAGGAGCCAGAGACAUUGCGGAAAGCCUGGUCGCACAUCUUCGCUUCUUUCGCAAGUUGCAGGAUUCCUGGGUAUUCCCCACGCUUGAAAAAAGCGCCCUCGCGCGCGUUCACGUGAUGCUCCUGCAACUAGUCUUCGAAAACCCGACUCUGCGAGAAGAUGUCACGCUGGGCUGUCUCUCCGUUUUCGAAACUAAAACGGAGCCUCAUUUGCGACCCUGCUUUCUUGGAGUCCUUAACUGCUGCGCAGCGGUGCAUUCCUCACUAGUAGUUCGCAGACGUGCAGUGCAGAUGCGCGCGGAACUCGCAAAGAACUUCGGAGCGAGCGAUUGGGGAAGGCGCGACCAGGUAUAUAAUUAUUUACGCUGAUGUCUUUACUCAUGCUCGUCUGCAACGAACUUCAUACUUGUUCAUCGCUACAUUGCAAAGACUCGGACGGAUCGUUCUCUGCACUAAUUUCUGUACAUAUGUCUUUCAUCAGAUACAGUAUAACCUAACUUUCUCUCGCAACAUUUUUCACAUGUUGAUCUUGCAUGAAAACAGUUGUCGGCCAACGACGAGACUUACAUUCCGGCACUGCUGCGAGGCUUGCGUGAGGCGCGUGAGGCUUUGAUCGACGAACGAGAUGAAAUGAACGAAAGCGCUGCUUUAGUUUCUGCUGAGACGCAAACGCCGUCGGUUUUGACCGCGGAGGCAGUGGCGCAAACAACUGCUCCCCCAACCGUAGACGGUGGUGCACAGACAGCAUCCGGUGUCACUGUCGAUGGCGGUGUGCAGACUGCUAUCUCAACAUCUCCGUCGUCGUCUGGUGGUGGUGGUGUCUCAUCUGGAGGAGCGGUAGAGACCGCCGAGUGCGGCGCGCAGACGUUGCUGCUGGAGACCAAGGAAGAGACAGUACAGACGCAAUCAGUUGCGGUUGACACAAAGCGCACGUCGACAACGUCUCUGCUUGCAGUGGAAGCAUCAACGGAAAUCAUGGCAAAAGGUGAUGAAGGAGAAGAAAAAGAAGUAAUUGCAAUUCCUGGAGCAGAAACGUCUAACGAAGGAACGCUCGAAGCCACAGAACAACAAUCAGUGAGCGCUUUGGCGCAGGUACUUUCUGAUGAAACUGCUUUUGUCAAAGCGGAGGAAAUAAGCGGAGCCAAGUCUCCGGCAGUUGAACGUGCAUCACAGAGCAAUAGCGACAUUACACCGCGGCUGUCCCAAGGGACACGCUCCGUCUCCGACAAUAUGGAGUCAGAUGUUGGCACUCCUACGCCUGUUUCGCAAGGGACCGCAGAGCGUAAAGCGAUGAGAGGUGAAGAUGCAGAUGCGCCGUCGCCACAAGCAGUUGAACAAGAGGAGCAAGAGGGCGAUGUGAGUCUCGAAGACGCUGAUCAAGAUGAAGCGGGAAAAUCAGCAGAAGUUGCCGCAGACGAAAAGAAUUCGCAGGAAGAAAAAGUAGAACAAACGACCAGCGACAUGGCUUUCGAUCAAGUAGUUGUAGAGCAAGUGAAAGAUGAAAAUGUUGAAGCCCCCGCCCCAAUUGCACUAGAAGUUGAGGAAAAAAGCAGCCCCUCCUCCAGUUCAUACAAGGUUGAAGAACAAAUGAAAGAAGCAGUUGAGAACAAAGCGUCGGAACAAGGAACAUCGUUGACUUUACCGCUAGACAGUUCCACUGGACAGGAGGCAGAUGCCGCGGAGCAGGAUGAGAGGGAUAGACUUUGGGAAGAGAUGGCGCCCGACUGGGAAGACAGCGACUCUGAACUACCAGCUCUCUGUACGGAAGGACCUGAUGCAGAGUCAUAAGUUUUCAACACUUUCUUUUGCUACAUGAAGAUUCGAAUUUAAGUAGCUGGUUUUAAUAUAUAGUCCUCCCACUCAUCAAGUAUGCGCGUUGUGUUUCGAUUAAGUUGCUGCUGGUGGUUCUGCAACACCGUGAUGCGGAGGAGGUGUUGAUUUCGGAAGAUCUAAACGACUGCUUAUUUUCAACAACGAUUGAUGCCCUCGAAUUCUUACACACAUAUUAUCGAUCUAGAAGUUCUUAUCCCGCAGAUCCUUCGAUCAAUCUUCAUCAACGUUCUUCGGCGCGACGGUGAUUUCUUGUUCUUACCGCUUUUAUUUGCUCUCGAAUAUCGUGAUGCCAGUUAUCCGUGGACGAUCUCACGAACAGAAUUUCGAAAGAAAUCUAAGUUCGGUCAAAGUUUAAAAAGAUGUAGUCCCCGAGAAUUGUAAUUUUUUACAAAAGAACACGUUCAUGAACAUAAAAAAGCGACUCUUCCUGCUAUGCAAAGAAAAGGAUUCCUUUUCAUCCCUCUGAAACAUGCCGUGCACGAGCAAGAGAAAGAUCAUUCGAAUCAACCAUGCGAAGACUCCAG
Messenger RNA from Amoebophrya sp. A25, 3874 nucleotides. The record is from the annotation of a GenBank genome assembly. NCBI's taxonomy places the organism in Eukaryota, Dinophyceae, Syndiniales, Amoebophryaceae.